Messenger RNA from Trichomonas vaginalis G3, 1119 nucleotides. Its product is annotated as cell division. Bases 1 to 1119 code for a protein of 372 amino acids. Lineage: Eukaryota; Parabasalia; Trichomonadida; Trichomonadidae. Gene Ontology annotation, molecular function: cyclin-dependent protein serine/threonine kinase regulator activity. Gene Ontology annotation, cellular component: nucleus; cyclin-dependent protein kinase holoenzyme complex; cytoplasm. The transcript has a single exon. The record is from RefSeq and is a predicted model, not a curated record. Gene Ontology annotation, biological process: mitotic cell cycle phase transition; regulation of cyclin-dependent protein serine/threonine kinase activity.
AUGAAUGCUUUUUGCAUCCGUUUAAUUAUUUCUUCGUGGAUGAAAUCUUUCUUCUUCAAGAUCCAUAAAGGAAGUGAUCAACCAAAGAUUGCUGAAACAAAUAGUCAUAAUAAAGGACGUCCACGCCCUUUUUCAAGAAUAAAUAAUGGUAAUCAGCACGAAAAGCUCAGAUCAUCAAUCCCACCGGAGAUAUUUGAUGAUCAGGAAGAAGUUCCUGAUGAAAUUGACAUGGUAUUAUCUGAUGGUAAUAGAAAAAAUUCAUAUUCUGAGGAAAAUGAUGAUUCUCAAAUAAACAAAGGAAAAUUUGUUCAUAUAGAGAUACCAAUAGGUGAUCCAGAAGAUUCUCAAGAUGUUACAGACUAUGAACAUAUAAUAUACAGAACAAUGAGGGAAAGAGAACUCAGAUUUCCAAAUUGUCUUGUUAAGUCAGAAUUGACUCCAAAGCAACGCGGUAUUCUAAUAGAUUGGAUAGAUAGAAUUCAUUAUAAAGCUCAAUUAAAUACGAGAACGCUAUAUCGCGCGAUCGGCCUAUUUGAUAGAGCUCUCAAUCUUACAGAUAUAAACUCCGAGAACAUGCAAGUUUUUGGAUGUGCUGCUCUUUUGAUCGCUUCAAAGAUGGAAGACAUUAUUCCGAUUCAAGUGGAAAUUGCAGUUAAUUGUGCCAAAAAUGCUUUCACGAAGGAUGAACUUCGUAAGAAAGAGAUGCAACUUGCAAAUAUUGUGGACUUUGACUUCGCUUUCCCAACACCGUAUUUCUUUUUGGGAAUUCUACUCAGAAUCAGUGGCCAGACUCAAGAGUCCAUGCUUUUUGCUAGAUAUGUCAUGGAAGUUUGCAUGACAUGUUCUAACUUUAUUGAUGUAAGGCCAUCAGCAGUUGCUUCAACCUCAAUUGUUAUUACACGUGUCUAUUAUGGAGAGGUACCGUGGAAUGAAAAAUUAGAAGGAUAUACUGGUUAUUCACUUGAAAAUUUAUCUGAACACAUCAAGGAUGCAUAUGAAAUUUUAACAAUGCCCGACCGCGAAGAAUCCAAGUUCAUUCGUUUGAAAUAUAGCACUCCCCCAUUCCUUGGUGUAUCUAAAUUUGAGAUUCCUGACUCUAUUACUGAAUUGUUUGUCUGA